AUGUCCUCCACAUCGUCCUGCUCCUUGUCGGGGGAGACGAGCCUGGAGGACAUUCCCCAAGGCGGAGGAACUAUCCGCGUCUACCUCCCCAACAAACAGCGCACAGUGGUGAACGUGCGUCCGGGUCAGACGGUGUAUGACAGUCUGGACAAAGCGCUCAAGGUGCGAGGCCUCACUCAGGACUGUUGCGCCGUUUUCCGCCCCCUCGAAGGUCGUAAAAGGCUGACAGAAUGGAACACUGACAUCACGCCGCUCGUCGGCGAGGAGCUUCUCGUCGAGGUUUUGGACGACGUCCCCCUCACCAUGCACAACUUUGUUCGUAAAACCUUCUUUAAGUUAGCGUACUGUGACUUCUGCCACAAGUUCCUGUUCAACGGCUUCCGGUGCCAGACGUGCAUCUACAAGUUCCACCAGCACUGCAGCAGCAAAGUUCCCACGGUCUGCCUGGACAUGGACACCAUAAAACGGAGUGCAGGAGACUGCGCGGUGGUCACUGAUAUAGUCGUGUCCGAUCCUAUCCCCACUGACAUCCCCUUAACGCCCGAGCCUGCUUGUUCGGCGCUGUUGUCAUGAUAUAUAUAUAUAUAUAUUCCUGCUGUGCAUUCCUUGUUUCUGUAACACAUCAGCAAAACUUUC
Molecule: messenger RNA, 636 nt
Organism: Ictalurus furcatus (blue catfish)
Lineage: Eukaryota; Metazoa; Chordata; Actinopteri; Siluriformes; Ictaluridae
Product: serine/threonine-protein kinase A-Raf-like
Exons: 1
Coding region: 1-573 (190 amino acids)
Biological process (GO): signal transduction
Source: RefSeq, a predicted model, not a curated record